GCGGCAGGCAUGCGCUUCACUCAUGAGUGCUUCGCUGGUGCCUUUGCCUUCUUUUCCUCCGUUGUUGGGGCCGCGCUUCUGGCGCUGGUGGGAAUCCUGUCACACCUGAGAUCUUCGAGCUUGGCUCUUCCCAUACCAACUUAAUUAUUGCAUCUCAUCUCCAGUCCAUGCUUUCAUGGGUCCUUUCGUCCUUUCACUUGAGGAUACCUGUACUCAUUUCGUCCUCAUUCAACCACGCGCUGUCGUCUUCCCCCUCUGCUCAGUCAUUUCUGUCCUACAAAACUUCUCAUUCUAGGUAAUUUUUCGGUCUUUUACCUCUGCAUUACUACCACUGCCUGCGCGAAUUUCCCCGAUUUAAAACCUGGAGGAGGAUCUGUGGCUGGUAACCCGUCGAGGUUGAGCCGCCGAAAACUAAAACUCCCUAAGCCUUGAACCCUGGGUCGCCGCCCCCUUUUCCACGACCUGCACGCCCAAGAUGGAGGUUGUCAACGAUCUGGUCCUUGCUCCCUUCAAGGACAUUGUGCAGCAAGGAAGCAUCGCCCGUGAUAAUGCGAAUGCAGGUGACAACGAAGACAUGCUCUCUGAGAGCCAGAAACUCAUUCGGGGUGCCGAGCGCAUUCUUAAACUCGUCGAACCCAUGUCCACGAGGCUGUGGGAAGUUUAUGGCCACAACUUCAUCGAUGCUCUCAAGGAAAAUGAUGAUAUCGCCUCGUACAGGUCACAGCUCAAUGGCCUACUGUGGGACUUUGAGGACUUCAUCGAAUCCGAUGACUUUGACCACGCAAAGUAUAUUGAGCUCCAGGUACUUUGCAAAACGGCCGGCCUCGACAUUGCCGAGAUUCUCAAGAGGAUGAAACUACAGCCCGUCGUCAGAGAUCACUACCCUAUCUCGGACGAACCACAGAGCCCCGCCUCUGCCAGCACUGUCCGCCCACUAUUCUCACAUCCCGAUUUUGGUGGCGGUCUUAACAUUUACACACCGCAACAGGGUCGCUCUCCAUCUCAGCUCGAGCUUGUGCCUAGUCCAUUCGAACCAGAUCCGUGUCCCGACGAAAUAACCCAAGACGACGCUUCCACUUCUCCCGAGAUAUCUCCCUCCCCUAUUCCGCCACCGCCUCCUCCCCCAGCCGCUGACCCCUGGGACCUGAAGUCAGCACCCCCACACGACCUAGAGGGAGACGUUGCUGAGCGAAGUCUGGAACGACGUUCUCCCAUGCCGCCGUCACCUAGCGAUUCAUCCCUCGACCCCAUGUCGCCGCCUGGUCUCGAACCCGAGAGGAGAGCGACAUUCCCUGUCUCGCCUCGUCGCCUGGACGUUGGUGUAGACUACCUUUGCGAUGAACAACAGCGUCUCCAGAUCGUCGGUUCCCCUGAAAUGUGCACCACACCGCCCGAUGGCUCCAGGCAAGUGAUGCCUUUCGAACCAGGCCCUUAUGCCGGUCGUUCACGGUCGUACACUCUUGGGAUAGAUCCGGGUGCUCAGAGGAGGGUCCCGCCGCCACGCAUGUCCGCUACGAUAUUGCCCAGUCGACAAAACCGCCCUUACUCCAUCGCGGAGUCUGACCACUCCAACUCGUCCAGGCAACGAUCGGGAGGGUCCAUGCAGAGCUCUGUUUUCGACGAGACCCGCAAUGAACCGGAAGGCUCGGCCAGUCCCGCCAUGAUGGACCAUCCUGCAGCGGCGCGGUCGUUCCCCGAGAACCCCGAUUCCAUCACCGGCGCCGGCGGCAACCGCGAAGCCGGUGGGAGUCGAGAAGAUUACCUGCGCCCAGUGGGUCGGACGCCUACUAUCCCCCCCAACUUCCCACCAGGAGUGGAAGACGGGAUUGAGGCGGUUCCGAUACAUAAUGACAGAGACGGAUUGAUCCCUGUAAAUGAAGAUCCAUCAGCGCCCGCCGCACUCGCUGUGGCGAGGCCCAUCCGGCAACUGGACUUUCGAGACUGCACUAUUGGAUCGAAGAGCUCCUUCUACUUGUACAAGGGGUUCUGCGAAGGAGCCAAGAGCGUCAUGCGAGGCGAGGCUGGUGUCAGGAGAUCCAAGAGACCCGGAAUGGCGGGUAGUCAGCCUGUAGCUCGAUGCCUGUUUUGCAUGUACGACUUGGACUAUCACAAGGUCGAGAUGGACUUGAAGGGCGACGUCCAAGGGGGCCACACGCUUCAGGGCAUCUCAUACCGGAUGCGCUUUCUCCGCAAGAGUCACAUCAGCACCAAACGCAACGAUGAGUUCCUCUACGGCUGCAUCUUCUGCGUGCACUCGAAUCGCACGCUCGAUGUUUGCGAUGCGACAGUCUUCUUCUCCGCAAAGCAGCUCUUCAAGCACCUCGCGCGGCACCCCCGCCCCCUUCCCGAGGUACCGGGCAUCACCGUCGUUGACGAGCACAGCGUCCCUGCCGAGCUCACGAACAACUUCGACCUCCAUUUCAAACGGGCCCCCGUGCCUUCCCCCCUGGAGCACAGGCGCGACGAGGUGGCGCAGCUGCCGACGGCGACGGUGACCAAGACGGUCAAGAAGAUGUACGGCAUGCGGCGGCUCUCCGACCAGACGCCCGUGCACGAGCUGGCGGAAGGGGCUCGCAUCUCGGGUGUCGAGUUCCCGGCCAAGUAUCGCGGGGAGUGGGUCACGGCGUGGCACGACGGGGAACAGGCCAGCGUGCCGUUCGACAUUGUCCGUCUGGAUCCGCCCCCCAUGUCGGAGAUCCGCAUGGGUGCCAUGAGCCACGCCACGGCCACGGCGAGAUGGAAGUUUGCUCCCAAAUCCAAGGAAGAAGGGGAGGAAUGGCUCAAGUUUGAGAAGGGGGAAGAAAUCACUAACAUCAGCUGGCUCCACGCCGACCACUGGUGCUGGUCAGGAACGAAUAGUAAGGGGAAGUGGGGCAUCUUCCCACAGGCGUUCAUCGAGCCCAACACGGUCAAGGAGCCAACCAGGUCGAACCAGCCUGGAAGGACUUCUGAAGAACGACGGCGGACCAAGCUACUUUCACAUAUCUCGAUUCUCAAGGGGUCUGCAAGGUGAUUCUUGGUAAAGACAUUCAGGGUAUGGGGGGUGGGGGGGCAACGCCGAUAAAUGGACAUGUUUUGUGGAUUCUCCUUUUUUUUUUCCUUUUUCUGUCCCUCUCUCGUUAUUUUCUUCCCCUUUCCCCUUUUCGUUUCUCUUUCUUUAUUUCGUUCCAUUUUUCAUGUUGUUUUUACUCUGAUUCCCUUCUUGACGAUGAUAUCCGAGCGUUUUUAGUGAGGCGCUAUGUGUUCAAUGAUGAUAUGGAAGGUCUAAGGCGAGCGAAGAGUUGUUCGAAGCGUGGUUCCGCUUCAUUCACGACUGUUAUACCCCAUGCAUGUUUGUUUUCUUCCCUAGCUUUGUGUAUUUCUCCAUUGUCGUUCUGGAUAUCCUAUG
Molecule: messenger RNA, 3388 nt
Organism: Sodiomyces alkalinus F11
Lineage: Eukaryota; Fungi; Ascomycota; Sordariomycetes; Glomerellales; Plectosphaerellaceae
Exons: 5
Coding region: 476-3013 (845 amino acids)
Molecular function (GO): protein binding
Source: RefSeq, a predicted model, not a curated record